Messenger RNA from Neltuma alba, 1366 nucleotides. Its product is annotated as haloacid dehalogenase-like hydrolase domain-containing protein 3. The coding region runs from base 175 to 1071 and encodes 298 amino acids. The transcript has 6 exons. Lineage: Eukaryota; Viridiplantae; Streptophyta; Magnoliopsida; Fabales; Fabaceae. The record is from RefSeq and is a predicted model, not a curated record.
ACCGUUCAAGUCCCGGAUCAUUUCCAGUGUGGGGCGACUUCUCUUCUCAGAUUCUCAAGCCUUUCGAGUCGUUCUCGGGCUAUAACUUGGCCUGGAGUUCCCAACGAAGCAUGAGAUAUUCAUAACAAAAUCACGACAAUCACACGGAGUUAGCGUCUCAAAUGUGAUGAAAUCAUGGCUCUAAUGGCUACUAGAACGAAGCUCGCGAGAGUUCUUCCCGCUCUCUCUACUCGAACGCCCAAUUCAAGAUCAGGGUCUGGCUGUUUCCACCAAUUAGGCGCGCUUCAGAAGUUAUCGUCUUCUUACACCUCCGCCGCUCUGGCUGCUGAGGAAUCAGAGACGAUGGGUUCGCGACGCAUGGGGUUGGAAGCGUUCGGAGUGAAGGAUUAUGAGGAUUACAGGAAGUCCCGCUACGGUGACAUCACUCACAAGGCUGUGCUUGUUGAUGCUGUUGGCACUCUUGUUGUUCCCUCUCAACCCAUGGCCGAGAUAUAUAGAAAGAUUGGGGAGAAGUAUGGGGUUGAAUACUCGGAGGAUGAGAUUUUACACCGAUACAGAAGAGCUUAUGGGCAGCCUUGGGGUAGAUCUCGGCUCAGAUAUGUUAAUGACGGCAGGCCCUUCUGGCAAUACAUAGUUAGUUUUUCCACAGGCUGUUCAGAUUCUCAGUACUUUGAAGAACUUUAUAACUACUAUAUGACAGAUAAGGCAUGGCACCUCUGUGAUCCUGAGGCUGAAAAAGUGUUCAAAGCAAUUAGGAAAGCUGGUGUAAAGCUGGCUGUUGUGUCAAAUUUUGACACUAGAUUAAGACCUCUACUGAAGGCGUUGAACUGUGAUGACUGGUUUGACGCAGUAGCAGUAUCAGCCGAGGUUGAGGCAGAGAAGCCGAAUCCAACCAUAUUUCUUAAAGCAUGUGAGCUGUUGGGUGUAAAACCUGAGGACGCUGUUCAUGUUGGGGAUGAUCGUAGAAAUGAUAUAUGGGGCGCUAGAGAUGCAGGCUGUGAUGCUUGGCUUUGGGGAAGUGACGUUCAUUCCUUCGGGGAGGUAGCUCAGAGAAUUGGGGUCCAAGUUUGACAGAUCAAAUCAAGCAUGUUGAAGAAUGUUUUAUGAUAUUAGUGUGUGUGUGUGUGUAUAUAUUUUUAUAUAUAGUGAGGUUGUAUAUGUUCAGCUGAAAUUUGAGUGAUUUUGGAAGAAUUUUUCGUCUUUCCAAAAUAUGCAUUGGGCCAAAAAUAUCUACUUGUCGUGAUCUUGUGAAGGAAUUAGACGGCGAAGAAUUGCAAUUGCUUUCUCGCUGGCUGUUAAUCUCACUGGUGCUUACCGUGAACCAAUGAACGCUAGGCAGUGAAAAUGUGAGCAUGUGUUUGGAUUA